This is a messenger RNA of Mesocestoides corti, 2685 nucleotides long. The record is from the annotation of a GenBank genome assembly. Lineage: Eukaryota; Metazoa; Platyhelminthes; Cestoda; Cyclophyllidea; Mesocestoididae.
AUGGCUGCCGCAUUUAAGCCCUUAUUGGAAUUAGGCCUACCCGAUUCUGUUUCCCCAAAUCAGAACCAUCAUUCUUUCAACGGAUUUGAGACUUCCCCCUUAAACCAGCGUAUCAAAACAAACGGUUCGAUAGUGCGGUCGCAUUCGGCCGGCGAUGGACAGAUGUCACUCGUAGCCGAAAAUCGAUACAACGGUUAUCCCCACUCCCCCUACGAGGCGGAAGACGAUGACGGAGACAACGAGUCACCCCCUGUCCUACUUUCUGAAUGCCCUGAAUUUCAGCCGUAUUUAAAACCCUCCCCUUUGCAGAAAGAAAUUGGAGUUCUAAACGAAGAAGACGAAAUUGUCUUUGGUUUUUUGCCCCGAAAUGGCAACAAGACGGAUGGAAAUAAUGAGGAUGAAGAGAGCGCCAUUUGGGAGUUAAUUGAAGCCGAAGCGGAGGCCUACUGUGCGUCAGGCCGAGGCGGGGAGGAUAAAUCUCGUUGCCUUGGCAACCUUAUGACCCAGCCUCCGGCCAAGGAGACGAUUAGCCACGAGACCCCUAAGCUAAAUUCCUUGCAUGAAGACCCAUCUCCUCCUACCUCGGGCGUAGCCGCGCUGCUGAACUGUGCGGCAAGCGAAUUAAACAAACUCCGAGUUGGUGCAGCAGUCCUCAGAAAGACGUCUGUUGAAUCCAAGGAAUCCCCUAAACCAUCGUCGUUUUCGCUGCCACUGUCACAACCGCAGCCACCACCUCCACCGCCGCAGGUUGCCGCCGAAAAUCGUCAUGAGAAGACGUCUAGCACAACUGGAACUCUUGCGAGUUUGCUUCACAUCCAGUUGGCCCAACUCAAUCGGAUGUCCGAGGCUGUGAGGGUUGAGUUCAGUAACCAACUCGCCCAUGAGAGGGCACUGUUGGAGCUGCUGGAACUGGAGCACAGUCGAGUCCGUUCUGAGGUGAGGGCAGCCGAAAAGAGGGGUGAAACGGCACCACCCGACCUCACAAAUCAACUGCGCCACCUGAAAGAGCGCCUGGACCAACAGAAGACCCUCAUCGAUGAUCUUGAGUACCAGUAUCUUGAAGACAAAACCAAAUACGAGGAGGAAAAGGAGAGCUUGAUAGCCCAGUUAAAACUCCAUGAAGAUACACCGUCCGAGUCACCUCACAGUACGAGCCCAAACAGGCAGUUUCGCACGGACGAUGUCGCUCCCACGCAAGCCGACAACUGCUACUCCGGAUUCGGGACUGUGGUCGCUCAGCCUGAUUCUCUACCGACCCAAAAAACCAACUCACCUAUUUACUCAUCGCCCGUCAAAGACUCGCCUGUGGAUUGUCCCGGUGGACCAUCGACUCCUGUUGACAAUGGCCCUCGAAACAGAGCGUUUUUUGGUGAGAACGAGGCCAAUUUGAGUGCUACGAGUAGCAUUGCUCCUGUGCCCGUGGCCGAAAACCAAGGGCAUUUAGUUAGGACCCCACCACGAACCUUGGCUGAGUACGUUGAAGGGAUGCAGAGCAACAGCGGCUUCAGCCACUACUCACCGCCACUUCUACCUUCUACUUCACCCUCGAUACACCGCCGAGGCAAUUCGUCGGUGAACGAGCCGAAAAUCCCGUUCCCUCUCUCCGUCUUUCACCACCAAAAUGGCCGCAGUUUUGAAGAAACUGUAACCACUUCUUCGAGCUCCUCUCUAGUCCCCGUUGAACGGGACCCCUUCCAGUCCUCAUUCACGUCCUCUUCGAUCAACAUCUUCCAUGCCGUCCCUCCCUUGCCCCCCAGCGCAGCGGUUCCAGAACCACUGAUGGGCGACUGCGAAGCGUCCAUGCGGCGGCCGCGACUCGACGACGUCAUGCCACAGCCGCUAGACGGAACUUUUAUCCGUCGACGACAGCGAACUGCCUCUGCGGCUACUCGGCGCGUGUGGCAGGAUUGUGAGGCGCGUCCGUUGACCCGCUACCUCCCAGUACCCGACGACAUCUCCUUCGAUCUUCGGCAUCACCUCGAGGUAACCUGCGGUCACAUUCUUUGCUCCCCCCUUCUAAUGCCCCAGUUGCACGUUGACGCGACCACCUGCGCGGGCUACCUGUACAAAAUUGAUUCGCGCAUGACCACCACCACCACCACCGCCACUAGGGGUGCCUCCACGGACUCGCAGCAGGAUGUGUCAUCGUCAGGAGGUGAUCUCUCCUUCUUUUCGCCCGCCACUCGCAGAGCACGCCAGGUGUCCCGUGUGACUCCUCCUUCCAACGGAGGCGGUUUCAUGGCAGCUCUCUUUCACCGAAGCCGCCGUGGUAAACGACGAUGGUUCGUCCUUGAUCGCAGACGACGACUUCUCAUCUAUUAUUCUUGUCAGACCUCGAAGACCUCCAGUGCGGCUUCCCUCAUGAAACCAAAAGAUGUAAUAAGCUUCACUGACAUAAUCGAUGUCUACCCAGACAACCACGCACGAAAGAACAACACCAGUUUUUGUCUCCUGCUAGUCGCUUCAUGCCCACCCCCGCCAAUGAUGCUUUCGCCAAGACGACGGCCUCUGCCAACAAGAACACGACUUUUGUCGCUUGCAGCUCCCUCCGUUGAGGCGAUGCGGGUUUGGGUGGACGCGCUCUUCACCUGUGCUGGUGCCUAUCUGUGCCUACCCAACGUCAACGGCGGUGGCAUCACCGGCCUCCGCCAGCACGAGAGCGAAGAGGGUUGUGAAGUCCCCUAA